AUGAAUUCUCAAACAGAUCCAUAUUUUAUAGUGCAAGACGAAAUUGUCACCUCACUUUCUAAGGCCAAGACUCACUAUAUCACAUGGACAAGUGAAAAUGUUAAAGAAGAUUCAGAUUCCUCGAAACUACUUCGUCAGAUGAUUAGAAAUAUUGAAUGGGACCUGGAAGAUUUGCAGGAGACUGUUGCCAUUGUUGAGCGAAAUCCUGGUCGAUUCAAUUUAUUGGCUGAGGAAGUUGUCGCCAGACGUAAUUUUGUUCAAGGCGUACGGGCUGUCGUGAAAUUGGUGAAGAGUCAGCUACAGUCUAAUUCAGUAGAUUCAGUCAUAAGCUUUGAUGUAGCAGUGGCCAAACAACCUGUUAGUCAUGACGUCCCUUCGGAUAUUCUGAAUGGGUGCGUCCAGACUGUAUACUCAAUGAUUUUUUCUGUACGCAUAUUUUCCUUGUAA
Molecule: messenger RNA, 447 nt
Organism: Protopolystoma xenopodis
Lineage: Eukaryota; Metazoa; Platyhelminthes; Monogenea; Polystomatidea; Polystomatidae
Source: the annotation of a GenBank genome assembly